Clonostachys rhizophaga is the source of this 1284-nucleotide messenger RNA. Lineage: Eukaryota; Fungi; Ascomycota; Sordariomycetes; Hypocreales; Bionectriaceae. The record is from the annotation of a GenBank genome assembly.
AUGGAACACAUUGUCUAUGACCCGGCCUUGACCAAGGCUGAUCGCCUCGUUCUGCAAAACCUCGCUGCCGACAUCAAGGCCGCAAGCCAAGACUCGCCCUCCAAUCACUCUCCGAAAGCUGCCGAGGCCAGCCUUGAUGAUGAGGCCGUCAUCGAGGCCCUCAAUGGCUUCAACAACCCCAAGGACGCUCGCUUUGAGCCCACCGUCAUCACCUCCGUAGACGUGGACAAGAUCUCCAUUUCCCCGCUCUUCGACACUUGGAUCGUCCCGUUCUACAUCCGCAUCGCACGCUCCCUCGUGCGUGUAGAGACCGACGUGCUCGUCGUCUCCCAUCUCUUCCUCUACUUCACCACCUCCAUCCCCAGCGUCCUCUACCUCUUCCACUCCUUCACAUGGCUUCACGGUGUCCUGCACUUAGUCCUGCAGUUCAGCUAUGUCGGCACCUACACCCUCAUGAUGCACCAGCACAUCCACAUGAGAGGCGUCCUGGCCAAGCACAUGGCCUGGCUCGACCACGCCUUCCCCUACGUGCUCGAUCCUCUCAUGGGCCACACCUGGAACAGCUACUUCUACCACCAUGUCAAGCACCACCACAUCGAGGGCAACGGACCCAACGACCUGUCCUCCACGCUGCGCUAUGAGCGUGACAACAUUUUGCACUUCCUCCACUAUGUUGGUCGCUUCUUCUUCCUCAUCUGGUUUGACCUGCCCACCUAUUUCAUCCGCAAUGGAAAGUUCAUGCUGGCAUGUAAAGCCGCCUUCUGGGAGCUCUCAAACUACACAGCCAUUUACUUGCUGUUCCGCUACAAUCCCAGAGCCACAUUCUUCGCACUCUUGCUGCCACUGCUCCUGCUCCGCAUUGGCCUCAUGGUUGGAAAUUGGGGCCAGCACGCCUUUGUCGACAGGGAUGACCCCGACUCAGACUACAGAUCCAGCAUCACCCUCAUUGACGUUCCCAGUAACCGCCAUUGCUUCAACGAUGGCUAUCACACCUCGCACCAUCUCAACCCACUGCGCCAUUGGCGCCAGCACCCUGUCGCUUUCCUCAAAGGGAAGCAGCAGUAUGCAUCCCAGCACGCCCUCGUCUUCCACAACAUUGAUUAUCUCAUGAUGACUGUACGGCUCAUGCUCCGAGACUACGAGACCUUGGCUAAAUGUAUGGUACCACUUGGGGACCAUAUCUCCCUGACACUGGAGGAGCGAGCUGCCCUCCUCAAGAGAAACACAAGGCCAUUCACAGAGGAGGAAAUCCGCGCCAAGUAUCCCAAGUUGGCCAAGAAUUGA